This is a messenger RNA of Ochotona curzoniae (black-lipped pika), 946 nucleotides long. RefSeq names its product exosome component 5 (gene EXOSC5). Bases 38 to 745 code for a protein of 235 amino acids. Gene Ontology annotation, cellular component: cytoplasmic exosome (RNase complex); nucleolus; nuclear exosome (RNase complex). Lineage: Eukaryota; Metazoa; Chordata; Mammalia; Lagomorpha; Ochotonidae. The transcript is spliced from 6 exons. Gene Ontology annotation, biological process: U4 snRNA 3'-end processing; nuclear mRNA surveillance; rRNA catabolic process. The record is from RefSeq and is a predicted model, not a curated record.
GCCGCGGGCCGGGCUGGCACGUGGGGGUCUGGGGGCCAUGGAGGAGGCGAUGCUUGCGGAUUCGGACGGCGGCGCCGAGACGGGAACGGAGUCUGGCUCUCGGGGACGAGGCUGCAGCCUCCGGCACUUUGUCUGUGAACAGAGCCUGCUGUCCCGGCCAGAUGGCUCUGCGUCGUUCCAGCAAGGUGAUACCUCUGUCCUGGCCGGGGUGUAUGGGCCGGCCGAGGUGAAGGUCAGUAAAGAAAUCUUCAACAAAGCCACGCUCGAGGUGAUCCUGAGGCCGAAGAUCGGACUGCCUGGGGUCGCGGAGAAGAGCCGGGAGCAGCUGAUCCGGAGCACGUGCGAGGCGGUGGUGCUGGGGGCGCUGCACCCCCGCACCUCCAUCACGGUGGUGCUGCAGGUUGUCAGUGAUGCUGGCUCCCUUCUGGCCUGUUGCCUGAAUGCGGCCUGCAUGGCAUUGGUGGACGCGGGUGUGCCCAUGCGGGCUCUCUUCUGCGGGGUCACCUGUGCCUUGGACUCCGAUGGGACCCUCGUGCUGGACCCCACAGUCAAGCAAGAGAAGGAGGCCCGGGCAGUCCUGACCUUCGCACUUGACAGCGUGGACCGGAAGCUGCUGAUGUCCACCACCAAGGGGCUGUACUCACAUGUUGAGCUUCAGCAGUGCCUAGCUGCGGCCCAGGCCGCCUCGCAACACGUCUUUCGCUUCUACCGGGACUCGCUGCUGCAGCGCUACUCCAAGAGCUGAGGGACCUGGGGACGGUGCCCUCCACUGCUGCUGCCACCGCCGCCACUCACAGCCUCGGCCACGCAUUGAACCAGAAACCCUGUCCGGCCAGUCUCCGCCCUGCAGCCACAGGGACUCCUGGGGAGAGGCAGCGCAGCCUCAGCGCCCAGGCCCUGGGACAGAGACCCCUACCCAGGGUCCAAUUAAAAAGAUCUGCAGUCA